AGUGCCACGACUAUGAGGGCCGGCCUGUGACGGAAAUUCCCAAGCUGGUCCCCGUCGUUGAAUUCGUCUCCGCAACGACUGGAAAUUCUUAUAUUCUACUGUCUUUGGCCUUAAGUAAAGAGAGUUUUCCUUUAUAAAGUCAUAUCGAUGAGUUUUCCAUGUUCCACUUCUCCUUCUUCCUCGAGAUCUAGGAGCUAGGGUUUCUUUGGCUGCGGUUCAGUGCCAAGAUUUUUACGAACAUGGCGUCGCAGGCUCACCUGGAUAAGAUGCAGCUCCGCCAGAACUACCGCAACCUCUGGCACUCUGAUCUCAUGGGCACCAUUCAGGCUGACACUCCAUAUUGCUGCUUUGCGUUUUGGUGUGCGCCAUGUGUAUCAUACUUGCUCCGUAAACGAGCUCUUUACGAUGACAUGUCAAGAUAUGUAUGCUGUGCUGGUUAUAUGCCCUGUAGUGGCAAGUGUGGGGAGAGUAAAUGCCCUGAAUUUUGCCUAGCCACUGAGGUUUUUCUCUGCUUUGGAAAUUCAGUGGCCUCAACCCGGUUUCUAUUACAGGAUGAAUUUAAUAUACAGACAACACAAUGUGACAAUUGCAUCAUUGGUUUCAUGCUCGUCCUACAACAAGUUGCAUGCAUCUUUUCCAUCGUUGCAAUGAUCGUUGGAAGUAGUGAAAUUCAAGAGGCUUCUCAAAUAUUAUCCUGUUUUGCAGACAUGGUGUACUGCACGGUCUGCGCAUGUAUGCAGACACAACACAAGAUCGAAAUGGACAAGCGAGAUGGCAUGUUUGGGUCUGUAAUGGCAGUGCCCCCAAUGCAACAGAUGUCUCGUAUCGACCAGCCAAUUCCUCCCUCCGUUGGAUAUCCACCUCAACCAGCAUAUGGACAGCCCUAUGGUUAUCCUCAGCAGGCUCAAGGCUAUCCUCCUGCUUAUCCUUCCGCUUACCCACCUCAUGGCUAUUCUAGGUGAUCUUGUUACAACAUUACUAGUUGAUUUGCAACCUCAGCCUUAGGCGACUUUUGAGUGUUACGGUUCCAGGUGAUGCCACUAUAUAAAGUUCCACUUUCUAUAUUGACCUGAACAUCUGGUCCAGGCACUUUGUCCUUGAUAAUUUACUUCUACAAGAUUGAUAAGGAUAGAACUUGGCUUCUCAUUGCCCAUUUAUGAAACAAAGGUUUUAAAUAUUUUGCUACUCGUAAACCAGUGUGUAUUGUAAUUUGUCACUAAAACAAUAAUAAAUAAAUAAAAACCCAUAAGUCGAAUAUUCUUAUAUGUUA
Carya illinoinensis is the source of this 1270-nucleotide messenger RNA. RefSeq lists its product as uncharacterized. The transcript has 8 exons. NCBI's taxonomy places the organism in Eukaryota, Viridiplantae, Streptophyta, Magnoliopsida, Fagales, Juglandaceae. Bases 240 to 962 code for a protein of 240 amino acids. The record is from RefSeq and is a predicted model, not a curated record.